AUGGGUAAUGAUGGUGGAAGUAUUCCUACUCGUCGCGAACUGGUAAAGGAAGCAGCUCGCAAUCCAAAUACAUCCGAAUUAAAGGCUACCCUCCACGAGGCGCAAACACACGCCUGGACAUAUUGCCCUCUCUCUAAUCAACCCCUCGCUGCACCUAUAGUGUCCGACUGUGCUGGGACGCUGUACAAUAAAGAUGCUAUAAUCACACAAUUACUUCCCAAAGACGACGAUGUCCCAGCUUCUGUCAUAAAGGAGAAGGAAGAGGUUCUACAAGGACGAGUCAAGUCAUUGCGCGAUAUCGUCGAGGUUAAAUUCUCCACGGUUAUGGAAGAUAAAGAAGAGAAGAAGAUAUGCCCUAUCACCAGUAAGGAGUUAGGUGCCAGUGCCAGAGCUGUUUAUUUAGUGCCAUGUGGGCAUGCCUUCUCGGAAGUCGCGAUUAGAGAGUUAAAGGGCGACGCAUGUGUUGAGUGUAAUGAAGGUUAUACUGCGGAGAAUGUUAUACCGAUACUCCCCAUUGCGAAAGAAGACAUUGCAAGAUUAGCAUCUCGAGCUGCCAAGUUGAAGGAAGAUGGAUUAACACAUUCGCUGAAGAAAGCUCCAGGGGGAAAGAAGAAAAGAAAACAUGCUGUAGAAACGGAAUCUGCUGUUCCUAUGGAAAGCGGAAAGGAUGAUUCUAUCGACAGCAAACAGCCUCGGUCGCAAGGAACUGGAGUUGCUGAUAAGCCUCAGAGUCGAAUACAAGAGAAUGGAAAUGGAGCAUCGACACCAAAGUUGAAUAAUGGCGCAUCUACAGUUUCUUCAGGCAUCAAAAACGCUUCAGCGGCAAACCUGACAGCUAAAGUUUUAGAAGAACAAGAGGAACGAAACAAAAGAAGAAAAUUGGGAAUGAAUGACAACCUCAAGAGUUUGUUUUCAAAUACCGGAUACAAUGCACAAAAACAGAAGGGAGGGGAUUUCAUGACAAGGGGAUUCUCGAUGAACAAGAAAUCAUAG
Sclerotinia sclerotiorum 1980 UF-70 is the source of this 993-nucleotide messenger RNA. RefSeq lists its product as hypothetical. Gene Ontology annotation, biological process: site-specific DNA replication termination at RTS1 barrier; mitotic DNA replication termination. The coding region runs from base 1 to 993 and encodes 330 amino acids. Lineage: Eukaryota; Fungi; Ascomycota; Leotiomycetes; Helotiales; Sclerotiniaceae. The transcript has a single exon. The record is from RefSeq and is a predicted model, not a curated record. Gene Ontology annotation, cellular component: nucleus.